Vanessa atalanta (red admiral) is the source of this 464-nucleotide messenger RNA. It is a transcript of the gene Urm1, whose product is annotated as ubiquitin-related modifier 1. The record is from RefSeq and is a predicted model, not a curated record. Gene Ontology annotation, cellular component: cytoplasm; nucleus. Bases 120 to 446 code for a protein of 108 amino acids. The transcript is spliced from 3 exons. Lineage: Eukaryota; Metazoa; Arthropoda; Insecta; Lepidoptera; Nymphalidae. Gene Ontology annotation, molecular function: protein tag activity. Gene Ontology annotation, biological process: protein urmylation; tRNA thio-modification.
UAAUAAGAAAAAGGGUAAAUAUGUCUAUUAAGACGAACAAACAUAUUAUAUUUAAAUACUUAGAAUUAUUUACUUGGUGGUAGGGUCUUGUACAAGCCCGUUUGGAAAAUUAAUACACAAUGGAACCAUUAAAAAUACACAUACAGUUUGGUGGUGGAGCAGAAUUGUUGUUUGAUAAAAUAAAGAGGAGAGAAGUUGAAUUGCCAGCAUUAAAAAAGUAUUACCCAGAUUGCAAGCAUGAAAAAUGGUUGAUAAAAGACCUCCUUGUGUGGAUUAAAGACAAUCUACUUAAGGAGAGACCGGAGUUAUUUUUACAAGGUGACUCGGUCAGGCCGGGCAUAUUGGUGCUUAUAAACGAUGCGGAUUGGGAACUCUACGGGGAGCUGGAUUAUGAACUUCAACAAAACGAUACAAUAAUGUUCAUAUCUACAUUACAUGGAGGAUGAAUAAAUGAUUAGAUAUUU